AUGUGAGGCAGACCCGCUCGCCUUCAAUACGAUAUUUUUGACAUCGGCUUCUCUCUCCUCAGUCAGAUAAGCAACAACGUGCUCUCGUUUUUAUCAAGAUAAUCACUUAUCGUCAACUUUAAUUAAUUAAGGAGUAGGGGAUUCUUUUAUAAUUUGUGGUUUUUUCUAAAGGAGAUAAGCAUGGACCCAGCAGGACCAUCCUCCUUGGUCGGUUAUCAAGAUGACGACAAAGAAUCGAGGAACUUCUUGACCAAUCUGUACUACGAUUUGCAUUACUACCGCAGCGUCGUAGAAAAGGCCCCCCUCAUUUUGGGGAUGGUCGAAGACGACGACGACGACGACGAGGAGAGCAUCAUCAGCAAAGGGAUCCACUUGUAUGAGGAGGCUCAAAAUAGGGGCAAGCACGAGGACUACGCCAUGGACGAAGAUGAGGAGGAGGAGGACUCCAAAGUCAAAAUAAAGCGUGAGAAAUUGGACUCUGGCGUUACUCCUCCACCACUGACGGAAAGGUCCACCGCGAUUCUCGCCCUCCUCACCAAAGUUGCGGCCGGAAGUGACGAAGAUGACGAUGACGACGAGGAUGAGCAAGCGGUGCAAAGUGGAAAGAAGAAGAAAUCUCUCAAUAUUUGGAACAUGAUGGAUAAAAAGUUCAGAUUUUGUCCGCGGUGCAGUAAUCUCCUCCAGGUUAAUCAAAAAGUGAGCGGAAAAGCGACUGAUGCUUGGCGUUGGAAAUGUAUGACGUGUCCUUACUCCCUCCCCGUCACGAGACAACAUCGCUACGUCACAUUCGUUGAAGAGAACCCGGAUGACGACCAGGAACUCAUCGUCGAAUCCUCGAAAGCUAACGAGCAUCGCCAAAAGACUGAGGUCAUCUGUCCCGAAUGCUCCCAUAACGAGGCCUACUUUUACCAAAUGCAAACUCGCUCUGCGGACGAACCCAUGACAAAUUUCUAUGAAUGUUGCAGCAGAAAGUGUGGCCAUCAUUGGCGAGAUUAGAACGUGCAUUAGAUAACAAAUCAUUAAUCUUAUUUAUUAUUCCUUUUACUGUAAUGUGAUGUGUUUUACAUAAUAAUAGUUUUUCGUACCAUAAAUAAACUAAACGUGACAUCAA
Messenger RNA from Folsomia candida, 1111 nucleotides. RefSeq lists its product as uncharacterized. NCBI's taxonomy places the organism in Eukaryota, Metazoa, Arthropoda, Collembola, Entomobryomorpha, Isotomidae. Gene Ontology annotation, biological process: DNA-templated transcription. The coding region runs from base 181 to 996 and encodes 271 amino acids. The transcript has 5 exons. Gene Ontology annotation, molecular function: zinc ion binding; DNA-directed RNA polymerase activity; nucleic acid binding. The record is from RefSeq and is a predicted model, not a curated record.